Molecule: messenger RNA, 1026 nt
Organism: Macrobrachium nipponense
Lineage: Eukaryota; Metazoa; Arthropoda; Malacostraca; Decapoda; Palaemonidae
Exons: 7
Coding region: 1-1026 (341 amino acids)
Source: RefSeq, a predicted model, not a curated record
AUGACAGUAUCAGCGGGCACUUUUGUCACCCAGACCAUCCAAGCCAUUGAAGUGAAAUUCUACUGGCCCAUUCUGUGGAAAGCUGCCAAGGCUUUCAUAGCCUCAUAUCCUAUGUGCCAGAUAACAGGAAAUACAAACAAGGUCAUCUUCAAGGUUCCUAUCAAGGAUGUUCCCUCAGUUGCACAAGAAGGAAAGGAGGCUGAGGAUAUCCCCUCAGGGCCAGGGCCUCUCAAAGGAACCAUAAUUAAGAUGCCAGCCCCAUCAGCGAGUGCAGUUCUACUCAGCCUUGAAGCUAUUACUCCAGGACUUGAGGAUCAUAACAACACGGAAGUGCCCCCGUCACCUAUAGACCGUUCCGAGGGGACUGUUGGUCUCCCAACCUCUACUCCUUCCCCAGAGCCUCCAGAGGAAGAUAUAUCUCCGGUGAUGAUUACUAGCCCUCAUAAUCCUCCCCAUCCUAUCUCUCCCCCCCAACCCCCCAUCAUAGAUGCAGAUGAAAGUGAUCAUGAGGGGCGAGAAUUUCGACCUAAUAUAUCAGUUUCAAGAUAUAAAUUAUUCCGGGAUCAACCACCCCCAGGGGAACUUACUGACACUCCAACCAGGGUCAUUUCCAACACAAGUGCCAGUCAAUCCCCCACGACGAGUGACUGCCCACUCCCCCUGGCUAACCCCCCAUCCACCCAAAUUAUCAGCACAUUCAUCUCCCAUCUUCAUGCCCAGUCUACUCAGAUGCGGUCAAGUGAAGAUAAGUCGGCAGCUGGCAACUCUAGCGGUGCCAAGCACACAAAGACUGCAGAGGCUAGAGGGCUGCCAUUAUGGGUCUUUGAUGAUCGGAAGAUUGUGCCAUCUCUAUCUCCACCUCCCUUUCCUUCCAAUCACCCACUCCUCCAUCGUACUUCUGUCUUCCCUUCCCCACCUCCUCCAUCGUACCUACCCCAACCAACUCUUUUCAACAAUCAUUUUGUACCUAAUGAUGUCGAAAUACCCGACGAAUUGGUGUCAGGAGAGCAUAAAUUACUCACCUGA